GAGGAGCAAAUGAGGAGAGAGAGACAGAUUGCUGAAGACAAAUUCUUCCCUUCAUCAGAGUUGACAGCCGAGAAAAGCAGUUUCCAGGCUUCUGCUUUGAAAGAAUAAGUUUGCUGCGAUACCUUUAAAUACUGGCUAGCAUCUUACUUCCUCAUGAGACUUUUAAUUGCUGUUAUUAAUAAAGUUCCCUGAUACAUAACACAAAGCACCUUAAAUUCAGAGGUUCAUAUUGAACUAGAAGAAUGAGAACAAAACUUGGCAGAAUUUCAACCAAAGGUUUGCUGAUAAGUAAUUACUCAGCAUGUAGAGAACUGAGAGCACUGAGGGCUAACCACACUGCAGUCUGUAUAAGUGCCUGUUCCUUAUCUGGUUUCCAACAAUAAGGUCACUGUGGCAUUACAGUUUACUGCUUUCACAAGCUGUCUGUGAGUACUAAAGGAGGAGAGAUUCCCCUAGGAGUAGCAUUUGGCUGCCAUUUAAAAGGUUGAGUCAAUAAUUCAGUAAACUCAUGUGCUUAGAGUUUUGUGUCUACAGGUUGAUACUUGGUGGGCAGCAGACAAAUAGUGGGACGGCCAAUACCUCUGUGCGGUGGGGAUGGAGUGAAUUUUAUAGGCUUUCUACCACUUAAUCAGACUACUAAUCAGAUUUCAAAUGGGCAACAGCAGGAGCUUAGUGAGAUUUAACUUUUGUAGUUGGUGGCAUUUUUUUGAUCCACCCCUGAGUUGUCUUUUCAAAUCAAAGUGUUGUAUAGGGAUCGGGGCAGAUAAAGUGAGUCAUUUCUUUCUGACUCUUGUUUGCUUUCAUCCUGGAAUCCAUAAAAAAUGACUAAGGGUCUCCCACAGCCCUUGGCUCUGAGCCCAAACCCCUCUCCACCACCCUGUCGCAGUCAGGUUCUCUUGAGAUCCCUAAAUUAAGCAAGGGCUGGUUUUAUUUUGUUUUAAUCUUUGCCUCUGGGGCCAAACACAGGAGUGCUUGUUGAAUGAAUAAACCAGCCACGUUCACUGAUUAUUCCGUUGCUUGCAGUAGCAGGAUUCCAGUAGUUAUGCAGAGAUGUUUUCUCUUUGGAAGGAUGGCUAUAUAAAGAAUGCAGAAGUGAAGCAGUUUUCAUGCUUUGAUGGAAUAUCCUUAGUGGUCAGAAAAGUGAGUUCUACUUUGGACAGAACCAACAACCUAAGAAGAGACAAAGGAGAGUGGAGUGAAGGCAGUUUAGGAGCACAUCCCCUGGCCUAAUACUGGACUGCUUGCCAUCCAAGCCAGGCUUCACAUUUGUCUCAGUAUAGUCUAUAGAAUGAAAGUGUUAAUAGGUACUGUCUCAUAUGGCUCUUGGUCAUAUUAAUAUAUUUAAAGUGCUUAUAAAAGUGCCUGUCACACAGUAAGCGCUCAAUAAAUGUUAGCUAUUGCUUUAAUCUCUUACAUACACAGUGAUACAUUUGCUCCAAUGGGAGUGGGAAGGCUUAGGAAAGUUGUAGACUGUAGGCCAUUAGGGACACAACCCCCCCAAUACCCGUGUACUUGGGGGUCUUUGGAUUUUUAACCAUCAGUUCUCCUUGGUUAGUAAGGCCAAGGGGUCAGGUAGAGUUGAAAGCCCCUCCCAAGGUCACCCAGCGUUUAUGGCUGAGACACUCAGCCCUUUCUGAGCUGAAUCCUUCCCAUCAGCCACCGGCUGGUUUAGGAAGGCGUUGGAGUCACCUUAAGUGCCCUUAAUUUCUCUUCCUGGCCUUAGGGGUCAGGAACAGGGAAGGCAGACCGAGCAGGAGGCAGGAGUACGUGCGUUCUCGGGCCUCGUGCAAGCCCCCGCGAAACUUCGUUUUCCUCCCCGGAGGGUAGGAGCUCACCAGGAAAGCAGGACCGCGAGCUCCCAGCACCCUCCGGCCCUGUCCCGCGAAGAGCGGUUUCCUCCCGGCGCAGACUGGGCGGGGCCGGAGGGGGCGGGGUCGUGCCCUCAAUGCACGCGCAGGGGGCGGGGUGGCCAGGCCGCUGUUGGUCCUCUGGCAACUGCGGAGCAGCGGAGGGUGGAGCCGGGGGCGGAGGCAGGCCAGAGUGGAGGCAGGUCCAGGCGCAGCUGUUACUGGGGCAGGUCGGGGGCGGUUGCCGCGGUGGUGACAAGAGAGUGGCCGGGUCCCUACGACCCGGGGCGGAGCUCUGCGAUCCAAGUGCUCGGCUCCCCAAGAGAGGUGGGCGGGCGGCUCGGGACCCUGGCCAGGGCCGGCAUGGAGCGGUGGCGUGACCGGCUGGCACUGGUGACGGGAGCCUCGGGGGGCGUCGGCGCGGCUGUGGCCCGAGCCCUGGUCCAGCAGGGACUGAAGGUAGUGGGUUGUGCCCGCACCGUGAGCAACAUCGAGGAGCUGGCUGCCGAAUGUAAGAGUGCAGGCUACCCCGGGACUUUGAUGCCCUACAGAUGUGACCUGUCAAAUGAGGAGGACAUCCUCUCCAUGUUCUCGGCGGUCCGCUCUCAGCACAGUGGUGUGGACAUCUGUAUCAACAACGCUGGCUUGGCCCGGCCUGACACCCUGCUCUCAGGCAGCACCAGCGGUUGGAAGGACAUGUUCAAUGUGAACGUGCUGGCCCUCAGCAUCUGCACACGGGAAGCCUACCAGUCCAUGAGGGAGCGGAAGGUGGAUGAUGGGCACAUCAUUAACAUCAACAGCAUGUCUGGCCACCAAGUGCCACCCCAGUCCGUGGCCCAUUUCUACAGUGCUACCAAGUAUGCCGUCACUGCGCUGACAGAGGGGCUGAGGCAAGAGCUUCGGGAGGCCCAGACCCACAUCCGAGCCACGUGCAUCUCUCCAGGAGUGGUGGAGACACAAUUCGCCUUCAAACUCCAUGACAAGGACCCUGAGAAGGCAGCUGCCACCUAUGAACACAUGAAGUGUCUCAAACCUGAGGAUGUGGCCAAGGCUGUCAUCUAUGUCCUCAGCACCCCGCCACAUGUCCAGGUGAGUCUGGCCUUGGAUGUCCAUCCCCCAGAGGAGCCCGACCGUCCCCAGAGGAGAAGAGCAGGGAGGCUUUAAGGGGGUGGGGAGAGGGUCCUGGCUGCCUCAAGCCUUGUGCCUUCUGCAGAUCGGAGACAUCCAGAUGAGGCCCACGGAGCAGGUGACCUAGUUUCCUGUGGGGAGCUCCUCCUUCCCUCCCUGCCCCUCAAGGCUUGGCACCUGCCUCUGGAUUUGGGGUGUUGAUUUCUGGACCCUUGGAUUCCACUUCCUUUCCCCACCCCCAGCAGGGGCUAGAAAACUUGUUUGAGAUUUCAUAUAAUCUUGUCAAAUUGUUUCCACCGAAUUUGAAAAAUGGGCAGGGGAGAGGAGGUGUUUGUUUUCCCUACUGAUUCAUUCUUGGUCUCCUUCUUGGGCUCCUUGGCCUUUGUUUGCUGUCCUUGGUCUCUUCCCUUUGACCUGGGAAAGGGGCUGUGGCCAAAAGUGGGGCUUUCCCCUAUCUUCUUGCACCCCACCCCCGUCCCUUCAGGAUGAGGCGGCAGAGGGAAGCCCUCACCUUCCAUCUGAAUGGAUUUCGGGGCUCUGGGCUUCCUCCUUUCCCUGCAUCCCACCCCCCACCCCAUCUAUUCCCCGUCCCAGUUCUCCAGCCCCACUGUGGCUUCUCAGCCCCCGGUGGGGUCCUCACUCCACUCUAUGGCAGCAGAGUACCAGGGCCUGCCUCCCAUGUGGGUUUCACUGUGAUCAUUAAAAAAGAAAAACUACGAAAACCUGCCUUGGCUUCAGAAGUGUCUUUCAGGUCUUCCCCCUUGCUGUGAUCAGGAAUGGUUGUGUCUCAGAGUUUCUUCCAGGAGAGUGGGAAGGUGGAUGGAUUGGGGGCAUCACUCCUGGAGUGUGCAUUACCUUUGAGCUGGGUCUUGAAAAUGGGUAGGAGUUUGCCUGCCAGAAAAGAAGACAACAGGGCUUGCAAGGCGGGGAGGCCCGGAAGAGCAUGCGGUGUUGUGGGAACAGCACAGAACUUAGUGCAGGAGUGAGGUG
This is a messenger RNA of Aethalodelphis obliquidens (Pacific white-sided dolphin), 3965 nucleotides long. RefSeq names its product dehydrogenase/reductase 11 (gene DHRS11). The record is from RefSeq and is a predicted model, not a curated record. The transcript has 6 exons. Lineage: Eukaryota; Metazoa; Chordata; Mammalia; Artiodactyla; Delphinidae. Gene Ontology annotation, molecular function: oxidoreductase activity. Bases 2211 to 3011 code for a protein of 266 amino acids.